AGGUAAAAAAUAUUAAUCUUAACUGCUAGACUCCCGGCACUUAGAUCUGGGCUCAUUUAUAACUCACACUGCACGUUGAUAAGGAACCACUACAGAUUAGCUGCGUAUCAAUAUGAGCAACUUCGGGCAAAUCCUAAAUGAGAUUGGGGAGUUUGGUUUGUUUCAGAAAAUCUUAUUAGUUGCAUUAUCCAUCCCCAGUAUAUUCGCUGCUUUUGACGUGAUUGGCCAGGUGUUUACAGGCUUGAACUUUCCACAUCACUGUAACACUGACUGGAUCUUGGAGCGUGGGCCAAACCUGACAUAUGAGAGACAGAAAAAUCUCACUCUUCCAGUGAACAAGGAUGGAAGAUUUGAAAGCUGUGAAAUGUUCACACCUGUGGAUUUGGAUCUGGAAACCAUUGAAGCAUAUGGGAUUAACACUACAACUGGUUGUCUAGAUGGGUGGGAGUAUGAUGCACCCAAAGGUGCUUCAGGCAUUGUGACAGAGUUUGACCUGGUUUGUGACCAAAGCGGUUUGAUUGAGAUAUCACAAUCCAUCUCCAUGGCAGGUAUAUUGGUUGGAGCGCUGGUGUAUGGGACACUUUCUGACAAGUUUGGUCGACGGUUUGCCAUCCUGCUUUCAUUUCUUGUCCUACUGUUGUUUGGUGUGGGUUCUGCUUUCUCACCAAACGUCUACGUUUAUAUGGUUCUCAAAUUUUUCUGUGGGACAUCAGGUGUUGUCAUUGUGAUGAACUCAUCUGUGAUGGGGGUGGAAUGGACUAGCAACUCUAAGGCUGCCAUUUACCCAAUGAUCAUCAUACUCUUAUUUGGUACUGGACUGGCGUUGUUGUCUGGGAUCGCAUAUUUAAUCCAGAACUGGAGGAUCCUGCAGCUGGUGAUGUUCAGCCCACUUAUUCUCCUCCUGGGAAUCUACUACUGUUUUCUCCCAGAGUCACCUCGCUGGCUGCUGACCCAGGGCAGGAAGGAGGAGGCUCAAAAGGAGCUCCAGAGGGCAGCCAGGGUCAAUGGGAGGACGGUCCCAGAAGAUUUGUUGGCCAAAUUUGAGAUGGAGGAUACUCCCGAAAGAAGAAACAUAAUGGACAUCUUCCGGAUAUCAUAUCUGAGAAAAAGGACUCUCAUACUGCUCUAUAACUGGUUCUCAGCAAGUCUAAUAUACUAUGGAGUGAGCCUGAAUGUUGGCAGUUUUGGCCUGAAUAUCUACCUCACACAGUUUAUCUUUGGUGCAGUCGAAAUUCCUACACAGCUUGGCUCUUUGGCUCUAAUUCAACAUUUUGGAAGGAGAAUAUGUCAAGCAGGCUUCCUGUUCUGUGGGGGAGCUGCUUGCCUCGCAGUUCUUGCCAUCCCAAAUGAUCUUCCUGUGGUGGUAACAACCAUAGCUGUAUUGGGGAAAGUUGCUGCCACUGCCUCUUUCAGCAUAGCCUACGUUUACACUGCAGAAUUAUACCCGACCAUUUUAAGGCACAGUGGCGUCGGUGUUAACUCCAUGUGUGCUCGUGUCGCGGGCAUCCUCGCUCCACUGAUCAGGCUGCUGGACGUCUACCACGACUCCAUCCCCAUGCUAAUAUACGGCAUUGUCCCCAUUGCUGCUGCAGGAUUCACUUUCCUACUGCCUGAAACCCUCAAUGUUGAACUCCAGGACCACACUGAGCUCAAAAAACCAGUGAAUGGACCCACGGAGAAUGGAUAUAGUGAUGAACAAAUGCUGCAUAUCAAUAUGAGCAACUUUGGGCAAAUCUUAAAGGAGGCUGGGGAGUUUGGUUUGUUUCAGAAACGGUUAUUAGCUGUAUUAUGCAUACCCAGCAUGUUUGCUGCUUUUGACGUGAUUGGCCAGGUGUUUACAGGCUUGAACUUUCCACAUCACUGUAACACUGACUGGAUCUUGGAGCGUGGGCCAAAUCUGACAUAUGAGAGACAGAAAAAUCUCACUCUCCCAGUGAACAAGGAUGGAAGAUUUGAAAGCUGUAAAAUGUUCACGCCUGUGGAUUUGGAUCUGGAAACCAUUGAAGAAUAUGGGCUUAACACUACAACUGGUUGUCUAGAUGGAUGGGAGUAUGAGGCACCCAAAGGUGCUUCCGGCAUUGUGACACAGUUUGAUCUGGUUUGUGACAACAGCGGUUUUAUUCAGGCAUCACAGUCUGUGUACAUGGCAGGUUUUCUGGUUGGAGCAUUGGUGUUUGGGGCCAUUUCUGACAGGUUUGGUCGACGGUUCACAAUCCUCCUUUCCUUUUUUCUCCUACUAUUGUUUGGUGUGGGUUCUGCUUUCUCACCAAACGUCUAUGUCUACAUGAUCUUGAAAUUCUUCUGUGGGGCUUCAGGAGGUGUCAUUCCAAUGAACACAUCUGUGAUGGCUGUGGAGUGGACAGGUCCCUCCAAAUCUGCCGUUUGUACAAUGAUGAUCCUGCUUUUCAUCCCAGUUGGGUUGAUGGUGUUAGCUGGCAUUGCCUACUUGAUCCCCAACUGGAGGAUCCUGCUGCUGGUGCUCUACAGCCCUCUUCUCUUGACUGUGGGAAUACUGUACUGGUUUCUACCUGAGUCCGCUCGCUGGCUGAUGACCCAGGGCAGGAAGGAGCAGGCACAAAAGGAGCUCCAGAGGGCAGCCAGGGUGAACGGGAGGAAGAUCCCAGAAGAUCUUCUAGACAAACUAGAUAUGGAAGGUACCUGCAGAAAGAGCAUGUUGGACAUCUUCCGGAUACCAUAUUUGAGGAAACGUUCUCUCAUAAUGGGAUAUAACUGGUUUUCAACAAGUCUUCUAUAUUUUGGACUGAGCUUGAACGUUGGCGGUUUUGGCCUGAAUAUCUACCUCACGCAGUUGGUCUUUGGUUUUUUUGAAAUUCCUGGACAGCUCAGCAGUGUGGCUUUAACUCAACGUUUUGGGAGGAGAAUAUGUCAAGCAGGCUUUCUGCUCUUUGGGGGUGCUUCUUGCCUCGUGGUCCUUGCUAUCCCAAAAGAUCUUCCUGUGGUGGUCACAAUCAUUGCCGUAGUGGGGAAAUAUUCUGCCGCUGGCUCUUUCACCACAGCCUAUGUUUAUACGGCAGAACUAUACCCUACUAUUUUAAGGCAAAAUGGUAUUGGUCUCAACUCCAUGUGUGCUCGUGUGGCGGGCAUCCUCGCUCCACUGAUCAGGCUGCUGGACGUCUACCACGACUCCAUCCCCAUGCUGAUAUACGGCAUUGUCCCCAUUGCUGCUGGAGGCUUAUGUUUCCUACUGCCUGAAACCCUCAAUGCUGAACUUCAGGACCACACUGAGCUCAAAAAAAAAGGAUAUGGACCUACUGGGAACAGAAAAAGUGUUGAACACUAUUGAAGAGCACAAACUUACACCAAAAUCCUCAUCAGAAGAUCUCAUUUAUAAUCAAGUAUCAAAGCUAAAGGUACUGUUACGGUGUCGAACACAUGACUUGCAAACAGAGCAGCUACUGUAAAGUAAAAGCAGUUCAUGCACCCAAGUCCAAAAGGGCAUCCCUUGCUGCUUUUUUGAAGCUGAUUUAGUGCCUGCGUUAGUUGUUCGCAUGAGUAUACUUGUUUUCCCUCUCUAAAUGGACCUACGGAGAACAGAUAAAAUGUUGAACAAAUGAUUAAAGAGUACAAAUUAUUGUACUGAAAUGCCUUAUCAGAGAAUCAUAGUUUACUUUUUUCUACAUCUAUAAUCAGGUAUGAAAGCUAGUUUUUGUCCCCAAGUCUUAAUACUAGGUUUAACUCCCCUUUUCAUGUGUUGGAGAACUGCAAUAUUAAACCCUAGAUGGCUCAGAAUUUCCUUCCACUCUGUAAAAGUAUAUCAGGAGUUGAACACACCUUAAAAGACCUCAUUCAGUGAUAUUUUUUCAUUGCUGCAAUUCGCUGAACUUUG
Centropristis striata (black sea bass) is the source of this 3847-nucleotide messenger RNA. RefSeq lists its product as uncharacterized. The record is from RefSeq and is a predicted model, not a curated record. Gene Ontology annotation, cellular component: membrane. The transcript is spliced from 20 exons. The coding region runs from base 113 to 3304 and encodes 1063 amino acids. Gene Ontology annotation, molecular function: transmembrane transporter activity. Gene Ontology annotation, biological process: transmembrane transport. Lineage: Eukaryota; Metazoa; Chordata; Actinopteri; Perciformes; Serranidae.